Molecule: messenger RNA, 1464 nt
Organism: Aspergillus tubingensis
Lineage: Eukaryota; Fungi; Ascomycota; Eurotiomycetes; Eurotiales; Aspergillaceae
Product: heme-dependent oxidative N-demethylase family protein
Exons: 3
Coding region: 1-1464 (487 amino acids)
Source: RefSeq, a predicted model, not a curated record
AUGGACGUACUGAACAACCAGGGUAACCUAUGGCUGAUCGGCCUUGCCAUGCUCUCACUUGCUGGGUUCUUCCUAGUUACCGGGAGAUUGCAGGGUAGCGGUUUCCUAGGUCGACUUCGCAACAACAGGUUCUCUAAACAUGGGUGGCAGCCAUGGGCAGCAGCGGCUGAGGAGAAGGAACUCUCUGGACCGUCUUCUGCACCUUAUGUGAACAUCUUUCCACCACAACGUCGUCAUGUUCUCGAUUCGUCCAAGAUUGCAAUUUCAUGUGAAAGUGUCGACGAGGAAGAAGUUGCAAACUACCCACUGCCUAUGACCUCGAACUACCAGACAUGCACGGGCAAGAGCUAUACUCCAACAGGAUUCUCGGUGGCAGAGGUGAAGGCACUGGGUGAUUUCCCUGACUAUGCUGAACUCAGUGGCGUGCCCUUGCCGGAGCCGUACUAUGAGUUCGACAUUGACAAGGCGUUGCCACGACCUUAUCGCCCGUUCCGGUGGUCCUACCAUCAGACAAUGUCCCUUACGAAGUUGGAGACCGAUUGGUGGAUCGAACUCGAAAAAACCUACAAAGAGCGAGUCAAACAGCGCAAGGAGUUGUACGCCAAACAUGGUAGCUCCGUGCUUGGUUAUCUUCCUGGCUCUGAACUGGCCUGCAAGGAGCUCAUGGAAAUGGUAUUGCAGUUUAUCUGUGCCCGCUACCCGCAGUACUUUGCCGUCGAGAACAACCAGAUUCUGCACAAUCGGAUCCUAGGAACGACAGAGGAUAUCAAGUCCAAGCAUCCCCUCGAGAUUCUUAUCAAUAAUGUGCCAGAGGAUUUUGGGAUCAUGAUGCGCGAUGAGAAGACGGGAUUCUACUUCCUACGCGCAGGCGUCAUCUGUUCGUCUUUGGGAUGGAAUGUUGGAACCAAAAUUGGCCUUCAGCUGCAUCAGAUCCACGAGGACAUUCCGGACUACAAAGAGAAGAUGCAAUUUUCAAUGGAUCGGUUUUUUACCAAGAUGCCUGCCGACAAGCCCAUUCAGAGAGGAUCUUGGGGACUCGAGGUCGGCCAGCCUUUGUACAUGCCUAAAGGGGACCCUCACGAGACACUGCGCCUUUCCCAGGACCCGAACCUCCAGCUGGACAACUGUCACUUGCGUGUCGACUGGCAGACUCUCCGUCGUCUCCCUCUUUCUGCCGCCAUUGUUUUCAACUUCAAGGCUCUUUUCACACCGGUGUCAGAAUUCCAGGACGAGCCGGGCGUGCCUGCAUUGACGGCCAAGAUCCUGAAGGAGGGUAAAAAGAACUUGAUGGAUUACAAAGGCACCUGGCACGUGGAGCACGUUGUAAUGCCGAAGCUCGAAGAGUGGGCCAAGGAGCAAGAGGAGAAGGGAUUGGUCCCCAAGAAUUGGCAGGUGUCAACCUUGGAUGACAGUCCUUGGUACCAGGGUUGGCAGGAGAAAUGGCAUCGCCAGCAGGGAUUUUAA